AUGGCAGCCCGAGUGCUUGUAAUUGGCAGUGGAGGAAGAGAACAUACUUUGGCCUGGAAACUUGCACAGUCUCAUCAUGUGAAGCAAGUGUUGGUCGCCCCAGGAAAUGCAGGCACUGCCUGCUCUGCAAAGAUUUCAAAUGCUGCCAUCUCAGUCAGCGAUCACACUGCCCUUGCCAGGUUCUGCAGAGAAGAGAAAAUUGAAUUCGUAGUUGUCGGACCAGAAGCACCCCUGGCAGCUGGAAUUGUUGGAAACCUGACAGCCGCAGGUGUGCGAUGCUUUGGCCCUACAUCAGAAGCAGCUCAGUUAGAAUCCAGCAAAAGAUUUGCCAAAGAGUUUAUGGAUAGACAUGGAAUACCAACUGCCAAAUGGAGAGCUUUCACCAAACCUGAGGAAGCCUGCAGCUUCAUCAUGAGUGCAGACUUCCCUGCUUUGGUUGUGAAAGCUAGUGGUCUUGCUGCUGGGAAAGGGGUGAUUGUUGCAAAGAGCAAAGAAGAGGCGUGCAGAGCUGUACGGGAGAUCAUGCAGGACAAAGCUUUUGGAGCAGCUGGAGAAACAGUUGUCAUUGAAGAACUUCUUGAAGGAGAAGAAGUAUCUUGUCUGUGUUUCACAGAUGGAAGAACUGUGGCCCCGAUGCCCCCAGCUCAGGACCAUAAGCGAUUGCUGGAGGGAGAUCUCGGCCCUAAUACAGGGGGCAUGGGAGCCUAUUGUCCAGCACCUCAGGUUUCUAAAGAUUUGUUACUAAAAAUUAAGAAUACCAUUCUUCAGAGAACAGUGGAUGGCAUGCAGCAGGAGGAUAUUCCAUACAGAGGUGUUCUCUAUGCUGGUAUAAUGCUGACCCAGGAUGGCCCCAAGGUUCUGGAGUUUAAUUGUCGUUUUGGUGACCCAGAGUGCCAAGUCAUCCUUCCACUUCUUAAAAGCGAUCUCUAUGACGUGAUCCAGUCCACCUUAGAUAGCCAGCUGUGCACAGCACUGCCUGUUUGGCUAGAAAACCAUGCUGCCGUCACUGUGGUCAUGGCAAGUAAAGGUUAUCCUGGGGACUACACUACAGGCGUGGAGAUCACAGGGGUUCCUGAGGCUCAGGGUUUGGGAUUGGAGGUCUUCCAAGCAGGCACUGCCCUGAAAGAUGGCAAAGUGGUGACUAGUGGAGGUAGAGUCCUUACAGUAACAGCCAUCAGGGAAAAUCUCUUGUCAGCACUCGAAGAAGCCAAGAAGGGGCUGGCUGCAAUAAAAUUUGAAGGAGCCAUUUAUAGGAAGGACAUUGGCCAUCGUGCCAUCACUUUCUUCCAGCAGUCCAGAGGUCUGACCUACAAGGAAGCUGGUGUGGAUAUUGCAGCUGGCAAUAUGCUGGUCAAGAAAAUUAAACCUCUAGCAAAAGCCACCUCCAGACUGGGCUGUGAAGUUGAUCUUGGUGGUUUUGCUGGUCUUUUUGAUUUGAAAGCAGCUGGUUUCAAAGAUCCUCUUCUGGCCUCAGGGACAGAUGGUGUUGGAACUAAACUAAAGAUUGCCCAGUUGUGCAAUAAACAUGAUACUGUUGGUCAAGAUCUGGUUGCAAUGUGUGUAAAUGACAUUCUGGCACAAGGAGCAGAGCCCCUCUUCUUCCUUGACUACUUUUCCUGUGGAAAACUCAACCUCGAUGUAACGGAGGCAGUUGUUGCUGGUAUCGCUAAAGCUUGUGGAAAAGCUGGAUGUGCUCUCCUUGGCGGUGAAACUGCCGAGAUGCCUGACAUGUAUCCUCCUGGAGAGUAUGACUUAGCUGGUUUUGCUGUCGGUGCUGUGGAACGGGAUCAGAAACUUCCUCACUUGGACAAAAUCAUGGAAGGGGAUGUGGUUAUCGGGGUAGCUUCGUCUGGUCUCCAUAGUAAUGGAUUUAGUCUUGUGAGAAAAAUUGUGGAAAAAUCUUCCCUCCAUUAUUCCUCUCCAGCACCUGAUGGAUGUGGUGACCAGACUUUAGGGCAAUUACUUCUAACUCCAACCAGAAUCUAUAGCCAGACACUAUUACCUGUCCUACGUUCAGGACAUGUCAAGGCCUAUGCCCACAUUACUGGAGGUGGAUUGCUAGAAAACAUUCCCAGGGUCCUCCCUCAGAAAUUUGGAGUGGAUUUAGAUGCCCGGGCCUGGAAGAUCCCCCGGAUCUUCUCAUGGUUGCAGCAUCAAGGGAAUCUUUCUGAAGAAGAGAUGGCCAGAACAUUUAACUGUGGGAUAGGGGCCGCCCUCGUGGUAUCCAAGGAUCUAGCAGAGCAGAUUCUUGAGAGUAUUCAGCGGCACAAGGAAGAAGCCUGGGUGAUUGGCAGUGUGGUUGAAUGUCUUGCAGAUUCCUCUCGUGUGAGAGUCCAACAUCUGAUUGAAAGCAUACACAUAAAUGGAUCAGUGUUCAAGAAUGGCUUCUUGGAAAAUCAUUUUUCUGUCCAACCAAAAAGGGCUAGAGUGGCCGUCUUAAUAUCUGGAACAGGAUCAAAUCUUCAAGCACUCAUCGACAGUACUCGCGACCCAAACAGCUCUGCUCGUAUUGUUGUUGUCAUCUCCAACAAAGCUGCAGUGGCUGGCUUGGAUAAAGCAGAAAGAGCAGACAUUCCCACCCGAGUAAUAAACCAUAAACUAUAUAAAAAGCGUGAAGAAUUUGACAAUGCAGUCGACCAAAUCCUUGAAGAGUUCACCGUAGACAUAGUCUGUCUUGCAGGAUUCAUGAGAAUUUUGUCUGGCCCUUUUGUCAGAAAAUGGAAUGGGAAAAUGCUCAACAUCCAUCCAUCGUUACUGCCUUCUUUUAAGGGUGCAAAUGCCCAUGAACAAGCCCUAGAAUCUGGCGUCACAGUCACUGGCUGCACUGUACACUUUGUGGCUGAAGACGUAGAUGCUGGACAGAUUAUAUUACAAGAAGCUGUCUCAGUGAAGAGGGGUGAUACUGUUGCAACACUGUCUGAAAGAGUGAAAGUGGCAGAACAUAAAAUAUUUCCUGCAGCCCUCCAGCUGUUGGCCAGUGGAGCUAUCCAGCUUGGAGAAAAUGGCAAGAUCUGUUGGAUCAAAGAGGAAUGA
Messenger RNA from Elephantulus edwardii (Cape elephant shrew), 3033 nucleotides. RefSeq names its product phosphoribosylglycinamide formyltransferase, phosphoribosylglycinamide synthetase, phosphoribosylaminoimidazole synthetase (gene GART). Gene Ontology annotation, cellular component: cytosol. Lineage: Eukaryota; Metazoa; Chordata; Mammalia; Macroscelidea; Macroscelididae. Gene Ontology annotation, molecular function: metal ion binding; phosphoribosylformylglycinamidine cyclo-ligase activity; phosphoribosylamine-glycine ligase activity. The record is from RefSeq and is a predicted model, not a curated record. Gene Ontology annotation, biological process: 'de novo' IMP biosynthetic process; adenine biosynthetic process. The coding region runs from base 1 to 3033 and encodes 1010 amino acids. The transcript has 21 exons.